GACCUCGGAAAUCCUGUGCGAAUAAAGUUUCUACCCUCACUAGCAUUUAGUAUCGCCCGCUAACGUUCCACCAGGGAUCAAGCGAUCAACCCUCCAAACAAGAACUGGACUGGCCUCGGAGCUUCUCGAAGCGUCAUCUAGCACUCAAAUCGAAAAGAGUGAGGGCCCUGGACUGGAAACGUCACGAUAACAACAUCUAUAAUAAGAUCACACACUGGAUUGAGGUGAUCGGUGAGGUUUUAAAGGACCCGGCCAUACUGUCGGACAAUGUCUACAAUAUGGACGAGACCGGAGUCAUGUUAUGUAUGAUCGGCCACUACCCAUCGAAGCACCUGGACCACGUUCCGCAUCCCUGGGUGGCACUAUGCGCGUGCUCGGAGUGCGUCCUGCCACGUUCCUCGCUGACAGCGGCGUAGAAAUCGCUUCUCCGUCGCGAUUUUUGGGGCCAAACCCCAUUCUUCCCUAGGCACAUCCACUCACCCCAUGUCGUGUUGGAUGUGAGAUUUGACCCCUGCAAUUACGGGUCCAGCUGGUUCGACGAACUGUGAUCGUGGCACUGAAAGUGCACUAUUGGAACAUUGGCAUUGUGCCUAGAGUAGAGCGUGGCCAUCGCAUGAUGUCCCCCCUGAUGGGAAAUGCGUCUGCCGUUUUGCUCUUCAACUCCCUUAUCUCAAAGGGGAUUCUACGACCUGCGACCUGAGCAUUUACUUUUGCUCUCUAUGUGCGCUCUAUGUUCUGGAUCUGAGUAGUGGCUGCCUGGAAGAAUUACAGUGGGGCGCAGUGUUGGUUUUCUGACCGAUGAGCUGAUAGAGGAGGCGCUACGAUCUCCAGGAGGGUGUCUGUCAUUCGCUCUUGGCUUCAUAUUCUAUCAUUAACCAGCCCUACGGUGCUACUAUACACAUAGCCAUGACCGACGUCAGGGGCGAGACGAGGGGUGACCAGGUCGGGCUGCUCGAAGAAUACAAAUUGGAAGAGUUGAACGAGAGCAGGAGAAGUAUUUUGAGUAGAUCCAGUUCAGACGAGACGUUGCUACCCAUCUCCGGAUCAUCAGACAUAAUACCAGUGAAAGCAGCGCACACCCGCGACUUCAGCGCCAAAACAUUACUCACUCUCCUUCAAGCCUAUGCCCUCGCUUUCUUCGUCGGUCUCAUCCCGAGCUUCCUCCGUCGAUCCCAAGAAACCAAGAAGCUCCAUCCGACAGCAUACCUCGAUGGCCUCCGCGGGGUUGCGGCCUUUAUGGUCUUUAUACACCACACUAUACUCGACUGGUAUCCAGCGCUCUCGCGCGGUUACGGCUCCUCAACACCCCAAAACUCGCACUUCUUCCUGCAGCUGCCGCUGAUCCGCAUCGUCUACUCGGGGCGCGGCAUGGUGUCCGUAUUCUUCGUCAUCUCGGGCUACGUUCUGAGCUACAAGGCGAUCCGGCUGAUGCGCGCGGCUCAGUAUCCUGCGCUACUCGACUCGCUCGCCUCGUCCGUCUUCCGACGCGGUAUGCGCCUCUUCCUCCCCAUCACGGCGUCGACUUUCAUAUCCAUGCUCCUCUCCUACUGGGGCUGGUACAUACGGGACCCGCAAGGGCAUAAUUCUAUCCCGCCGCGGAAAGGCGACUUCUGGUCCCAGGUGAAGGACUGGUGGCACCAUGUCGUGCUGUUGUGGAACCCGCUUGUCAACGUCGAUGGACGGGCGCUGUAUUCACCACCCUAUGAUGGACACCUCUGGACCAUUCCCAUCGAAUACCAUGGCUCAAUCAUAGCCUUUCUCGCGCUCCUCUGCGUCGCCAAGAUGCGACCCUGGCUACGCCUCUGCGCCCUGACUGGGUUCAGCGUCUACAGUCUGUGGGCAACGCACUGGGAUAUAUUUCUCUUCCUCACGGGCGCUUUAUUGUGCGAUGUGCACUUCGCGCGGGACUCCAUCCCCAUGCCCUCCUUCCUAGCCAAGAUCCCCGCCCUCGGCCGCCUCAUCGCCGCCGAAGCCGCCCUCUUCGCCAUCGCCCUUUUCGCGACCCACCUCCUUUGCUAUCCCGACGAACUCGCCUCCGUCACCCCAAGCUACCGUACUAUCGUUUCUAUCACACCCCACUCCAUGUCCUCGGCGGGCCUAGGCCAGCGCUUCUGGCUCGCUGUUGGCGCAACCCUCCUCGUCGCCGUCAUGGAUAUCUCGCCCCUCCUGCAAGCGCCAUUUACAACGCCUAUUGCGCAGUACCUCGGCCGCAUCAGCUUUGCACUUUAUAUCGUGCACGGGCCGGUGCUGUACACGCUCGGAAUGAAGAUGUUGUAUGCGGCAAAGCCGAUUUGGGAUGGAGAGGGAGCGCGGGGGAAGUUUUUCCUGGCGGCGGUGGGGGCGUGGAUAGUGGAUUUGAUCGUUUCUGUGUAUGCUGCUGAUGUGUUUUGGAGGGCGUUCGAUGCGAGUAGUGUGAGGUUUGCGGGCUGGGUUGCGGCGAAGGUGUGGGUGAGGGAGUGAGGUUUGGGAAGUUGGAGAUGGGGGUUGUAUGGAUGGGAAGCGUUGAAGUUACAGUGUGUUAUAUGUAAAAAGAGGGGAGAUGGGCGGCGUUCUUAGAAUAUGUCUUUAUGUUGGUAACUUAACAGAGCCAUACAGUGUGCAGCAAAUCGUGAU
This is a messenger RNA of Pseudogymnoascus destructans, 2613 nucleotides long. RefSeq lists its product as uncharacterized. Gene Ontology annotation, cellular component: membrane. Gene Ontology annotation, molecular function: acyltransferase activity, transferring groups other than amino-acyl groups. The transcript has a single exon. Gene Ontology annotation, biological process: polysaccharide biosynthetic process. The coding region runs from base 907 to 2460 and encodes 517 amino acids. The record is from RefSeq and is a predicted model, not a curated record. NCBI's taxonomy places the organism in Eukaryota, Fungi, Ascomycota, Leotiomycetes, Thelebolales, Thelebolaceae.